CUGUCACCCCCCUCGGUCCUCUGAAGGAGCCUGGUCCUCCCUAUCCUGGGGCCCACACUCUCCCCAGCAGCCACCCCAGAGGCCUCUCCUCCAGCCUCGAGGGCUCUGCUUGUCUUCUCAUCCCCGGGAGGAGAGCGAGGCCAUGGAGCUGCCCCUGCUGCUGCCCCUGCUGCUGCCGCUGCUGCUGCUGCUGCCACCAGCAUCUCUGCAGGGUGAUCACUGGGCACAACCCAAAGCACGCUUUCACUCUGGGAUGAACCAGCAAAAACAACUCUCAGCCCCUGAGGGUGGCUCCAUCCGCAUCCCCUUCUCCUUCGACUACCCCUGGGACUCAGGCAGGGUUUCCAAUGUGAAAAUAUCCUGGAGAUGGAAACACUUCCAUGGGGAUUUCAUCUACAACAUAACCCCCCCAUUCAUCCAUAAUAACUUCAAGAACCGGCUCCUCCUGAACUGGGAAGAGGGUAUGAAGAAAGGCUCCCUCCAGAUCUCGAACCUGCGGAGGGAGGACGAGGGUUCGUACUUCUGUCGGGUGGAGAUGAUCACAGAGAAAUACGGUGAACAGAAGUGGCAGUCCAUCCAGGGGACCGAGCUCACGAUCACACACACCCAGACAACCACCCUGGGCUCCACCACCACUGCUGCCACCACCACUGCUACCACAGCUGGCCUCGGGACCUCAGAGAACCAAAGGCAUUCGGGGUCUUGGCCCCUGAGUACGGAAGCUACAGUGGGGAUAGCAGGCGCUGUGCUUGUAAUAGCAAUUGUGGGACUGAUUUUGUGCCUCUGGUGGAAGAAGAGGAAAGGUCUGCAGACUAAAGCCAGAACCCCCGCCAGUCAGUCCAGGAGGUCACAGAGCCCCCCACAAGGAGAACCAGCCCCAGGUGGGUGUGAACUCUGUCCUGCCCAGCCUCUAACCCAUCACCCACCCUCCUGUUCCCAUGCAGAGGAUCCUUCCAGAAUCUGGAGGAGAAAUACGAGAACAUUGGGAACAAAGUGCAACAGACAAACCCCAAGCUGGACCAAAAUAAUGAUGGCAUCCUCUAUGCCUCCCUCACCCUCCACAACCUGCCCUCACCAGCCGCACCUCCAUGCCCUCCCGCCCACGGGGGCCCCCAGGAAGAGACCGUGUACUCUGCCCUGAAGACCUAAGGACUGGGACGAGUGAUGACCUCCUUAGGGUCAGCCAUGCACGGGGAUCUCACUUCCCCAUAAUCAGAGCCAAACAGAGACCACUCAGAAGCCAGCAGGUGCCGAAGGCCACCGAGGACCUGAGCACCUACCUGCUCCAAUUCCUCUUCGACUUCCCAGCCCUUGACCACACGAAUAAAAGUGCCUGUAUGAUUUGCCCGAUUGCAUCUAAGGAGAAAGUGGUGUCACCCGUAACUUCUGUCCCUCUGUCCAAAAAGGAACCAUAAUAUACAGCUCACACCCAGA
Molecule: messenger RNA, 1434 nt
Organism: Sus scrofa (pig)
Lineage: Eukaryota; Metazoa; Chordata; Mammalia; Artiodactyla; Suidae
Source: RefSeq, a predicted model, not a curated record